ACUUGUGGUAUUUGGGCUCUGUUCCUUCUUCUACCUCCUUGGUGUAUGGCAAAGAAGUGGCUUUGGGAGAGGGGACAGCAUAGCGGCUGUGGUGAAUGAGCAGACCAAAUGUCUGAAACUGCCAAAUCUGAAUUUCGAGACCCACCAUAGUGCAUCGGAUCUUCUGAACGACACUUUCAAUUCUCAAGUCAAAACUUUUGAGCCAUGUGAUGCAGAGUACACCGAUUACACUCCUUGCGAGGAGCAAAAGCGUGCAAUGACCUUCCCUAGGGAUCACAUGAUAUAUCGGGAGAGGCAUUGCCCACCUGAAAACGAGAAGCUGUACUGUCUGAUUCCAGCACCAAAGGGUUAUGUUGCUCCUUUUCCGUGGCCAAAGAGCCGCGAUUAUGUUUCUUAUGCCAAUGUGCCACACAAGAGUCUUACGGUUGAAAAGGCCAUCCAAAACUGGGUGCACUACGAGGGCAACGUUUUCAGGUUUCCUGGUGGUGGAACGCAGUUUCCUCAGGGUGCAGACAAGUAUAUAGAACAGCUUGCUUCUGUUAUCCCAAUUACCAAGGGGAAAGUGAGAACUGCACUCGACACUGGUUGUGGGGUUGCCAGUUUAGGUGCUUACCUGUUGAAGAAAAAUGUUUUGACUAUGUCAUUCGCUCCAAAAGAUAAUCAUGAGGCACAAGUACAGUUUGCACUGGAGAGAGGCGUACCUGCAUAUAUCGGUGUCCUUGGAUCAAUGAAGCUCUCAUUUCCAUCCCGAGUCUUUGACAUGGCACAUUGCUCGAGAUGUUUAAUUCCAUGGAGCGGAAGUAACGGUAUGUACAUGAUGGAAGUUGAUAGGGUACUUAGGCCGGGUGGGUAUUGGGUACUAUCAGGCCCACCCAUUGGUUGGAAGAUUCACUACAAGGGAUGGCAACGGACCAAAGACGAUCUCCAGAGUGAGCAGAGAAAAAUAGAACAAUUCGCAGAACUUCUUUGCUGGAAGAAGAUAUCUGAGAAGGAUGGUAUUGCUAUAUGGAGAAAGACAUUAAAUGGCAAAUCUUGCCCGAGGAAACAAGAUAAUUCAAAAGUUGCCAAGUGUGAGUUGACAAGCGAAAGUGAUGUAUGGUAUAAGAAAAUGGAAGCCUGUAUAACUCCGCUUCCUGAGGUUAAAAGCGUGUCAGAGGUUGCUGGUGGUGAACUAGAGCCAUUUCCCCAGAGGCUCAAUGCAGUACCACCUCGGAUAGCCCGUGGUUUUGUACCUGGGUUCUCAGUUCAAACAUAUCAGGAGGACAAUAAACUCUGGCAGAAACAUGUUAAUGCUUACAAGAAAACCAAUGACUUGCUUGAUACUGGAAGAUACUUCUACUUUAGGUGUAAUCUAUGAGCGAGGGUUAAUAGGAAUGUAUCACGACUGGUAUGUAAAC
Molecule: messenger RNA, 1397 nt
Organism: Triticum urartu
Lineage: Eukaryota; Viridiplantae; Streptophyta; Magnoliopsida; Poales; Poaceae
Source: RefSeq, a predicted model, not a curated record